AGCCUGGAUUAUCCGUGGGGGUGGGGGGCAGGGAGGCUUCUAGGGCUGCAGGGUAGCCAGAGAGAGUUCGGGGAGGUGAAGGCGCCAUGCCACUGCAGGAUGACACCCUCCGAGAGUGGGCCCGAGGAGGAAGGCCGGAGUCCGGAGGUCCAGCAGCACACCAAGCCGGUAUGUCACCCCCUCUUGGGAAGCAGGUGGAGGGAGCCCCCAACUGUAAACCCAGGCAGGACAGGGGGUCUGGGAGUGGGGCGGUUCCGUCAGCACCCACUGAGGGUUGCGGCUUCCCUGGAGGUUUUUGUUUUGCUUUGUUUUGUUUUUGCAGGGAAGGGGGGGCAUAGGGUGUCGGGGGAGGAACUGGGGCUCUGGGACACUGGAGGUGGCCAUGAUGCAUGGGAGGGGGUCAUUGUUCCUCACAAUUGUUCCAGGCAAGAAGGGGCCUGGCUCCCCUCGGGAUAAGCCGAGGUUAUUUCUGGCGGCUCAAGAGAUUAGAGAGGGCUGGGCAGCCCUCGGAGCCCCCCUUUCUGUCCUCUCCCUCCUCUUGACGCCAACCCCGCAGAGACAGAAGUUGAGGAAGAAGAAGACCGAGGCCCCAGAGUCCCCCGGGCCCACAGGAUCCAAGCCCCGGAGACCUGGAGGCGGGCGAGGGGCCGAGCCGCGGGGCCCCCAGGGGGAUGAGGAGGAGGAAGAGGAGGACCUUGAAGAGGAAGAGGAAGCGGAAAAGAAAGAGAAACUCCAUCUGCCUUCCAAGAAGCCCCCCAAAGAGAAGGCUUCCACGGACAUUAAGGAGAAGAAGGCCAAGGCCCAGGGUUCAAAGGGGGACCUGGAAAGCCCUGUCCCCCCACUGAAACCUCUGCGCAUUAAGAAGAAGGACGUGCCAGCGGGUGAAGGGACCAAGAUGAGAAAGGCGAGGAAGAAAGGGGCCAGGGAGGCUGACAAGGACCACGCAGUGAGCCCGACCAGAGCGACGAGGAAGACGCCAGCAGCCAUGUUUCUGGUUGGGGGCGCUGGCCCAGCGGAGAAAACUCUCAAGAAGAAAGGCCCAGGCCUUGCCAAAGGCUCAGAGGAGGAGAGGAAGGAGGAAGAGGAUGAGGAGGAAGAGGCGGCGGCUGUGAUGACCAAGAACAGCAAUCAGAAGGGCAAAGCAAAAGGAAAAGGCAAAAAGAAAGCGAAGGAGGAGAGGGCCCCAUCCCCACCCGUGGAAGUGGACGACCCCCAGGAGUUCGUGCUUCGGCCAGCCCCUCAGGGCCGCACGGUGCGCUGCAGGCUGACCCGGGACAAGAAGGGCAUGGAUCGGGGCCUGUAUCCUUCCUACUUCCUGCACCUGGACACGGAGAAGAAGGUGUUCCUUUUGGCCAGCAGGAAACGGAAACGGAGCAAGACAGCCAAUUACCUCAUCUCCAGUGACCCUACCAAUCUGUCCCGAGCCGGGGAGAAUUUCAUCGGGAAGCUGAGGUCCAACCUCCUGGGGAACCGCUUUACCGUCUUUGACAAUGGGAAGAACCCCCACCGUGGCGGCAGCGUCGAUGUGGAGAGCCUGCGGCAGGAGCUGGCAGCUGUGAUCUACGAAACCAACGUGCUGGGCUUCCGAGGUCCCCGGCGUAUGACGGUCAUCAUUCCUGGCAUGAACUCGGACAACGAGAGGGUCCCUAUCCGGCCCCGCAAUGCCAGCGAUGGGCUGCUGGUGCGCUGGCAGAACAAGACACUGGAGAGCCUCAUCGAGCUACACAACAAGCCUCCCAUCUGGAAUGAAGACACUGGCUCCUACACCCUCAACUUCCAAGGUCGAGUCACCCAGGCCUCGGUCAAGAAUUUCCAGAUUGUCCACGCAGAUGACCCCGACUACAUCGUGCUGCAGUUUGGUCGCGUGGCCGAGGACGCCUUCACCCUAGACUACCGGUACCCGCUGUGCGCCCUGCAGGCCUUCGCCAUUGCCCUCUCCAGUUUCGACGGGAAGCUGGCCUGCGAGUGACCCUAGCGCCCACCAGCGUUGGGGAAGGGAUUCAGUGGAGGCUUGCUGGGUCCUUUCACCAGAGCCUUCGCUGAAGACUCCUCCCUUGUCCGGGGCUGACCCCUCACUGUCUCCGGGUGACCUCCAUCCACUGCCCAGCCUGGCAGAGGCCGAGGCAGGGGAGGAGCUCAGACGGCAGGUUGGACGGAGAUGAAGAACAUCUGGAGUUGGAGCCGCACAUCUGGUCGCGGAGCUAGCCUGCGCCGUUUCACCAACACCACCCCCGCCCCGCGCCCCAGUCACUUCCUGUCCAGGAGCAGUAGUCAGUGUUGUCUUAACCCCCUCUGGGACCGUACUAGGGCUCCCAGGAGCUGGGGCGGGCUCGGAGGAGGAGGGGGCGGUGAUGGGGGACGAAGACCGGGUACCU
This is a messenger RNA of Phacochoerus africanus (Common warthog), 2375 nucleotides long. RefSeq names its product TUB like protein 1 (gene TULP1). The transcript has 13 exons. Gene Ontology annotation, molecular function: actin filament binding. Bases 383 to 1969 code for a protein of 528 amino acids. NCBI's taxonomy places the organism in Eukaryota, Metazoa, Chordata, Mammalia, Artiodactyla, Suidae. The record is from RefSeq and is a predicted model, not a curated record. Gene Ontology annotation, biological process: protein localization to cilium. Gene Ontology annotation, cellular component: cilium.